UACGUCCCGGUAUCAGCCCAGCAGCAGCAGCAGCAGUAAAUGUACAGUCCUCCACACAGUGUACACCACAAACACUGCAACUGUCAAGCUGCUGGUUUGUAACUUCAUACAAGAACAGUUAAUCUAGACAAAAGGUAACUUGUAACUAAUACUAGCUGCCACCUGCCUUCGCAAAAGUAAAACAUUCAUUUAAGGGCUCUUGGGUUAGCUAACAUCGUUAGCUAGCAUGCUGCUGCCUCAACACAUCAGACAACUGCUCUCGGAUUAAAUUCAUCUCGUCAUGACCGAGUUAAGAUGUCGAAAAACAGACACUGUGGAGGAAGAUAAAGAAGAGGACGAGUGCCCGAAUGAGGCUGAGUUGAAGACCACACAUACUAAUGAGCCGGUGAACACAGGGGAGGAUGAGGGCUGUGUGUCCAUUGGUGGAGAUGGAGAUGAAAAGCAGCAGAAAGAUGAGGGUGAGGUUAAAGAAGAGGGCGCUCAGCAUCAAGAGGAAGAAUCAAACAGACCAGAGUCAUCUGUCAAAAGAACCAAGAGUUCCUCUACAUCAGGUUUUUUGCAGCGCAUGGUGAGGGUGUUCUUUGGAUGUCUGGCAGCAGUUGCCUGCGGCAUGCUUUAUGCUGCUUAUCUGUCUGCAUAUCAUGACAGAAAGUUCUGGUUUUCAAGUAGACAGGAGCUAGAGCGUGAAAUCACCUUCCAAGAAGGCAGCGGGCUCUAUUAUUACUACUACAAGCACAUGCUGACUGCACCAUCUUUUGAAAGAGGGUUUUAUGAGCUGACGCUAGAUAACAGGACUGUUUCAGGUCAGACCAUCAAUGCAGUGGAGCGUUUUUCUCUGUAUCCAGAGCUCAUUACAAGCCUUAUAUACAGACUUACGGGCAGCCAGGAUUUUGUGGAGCCGAUCUACUUCUAUGUUGGAGCAGUUUUUGGCCUCCAGGCAAUCUACGUCACAGCUCUGUUUGUAUGUAGUUGGGUGAUGAGCGGCACCUGGGUUGCUGGCAUGUUGGCUGUGGCCUGGUAUGUGAUCAACAGACCAGAUACAACCAAAGUGGACUUUGCCAUUCCUCUGCGGGACAACUGGGCUCUGCCUUACUUCUCUUGCCAGGUUGCAGCUUUGACUGGAUUCCUGAGUAAUAACAUCAGCUCUGCCACUGAGAUGUUUUGCUAUCUCACCAUGAGUGCCACCACCUUCACAUUCCUCCUGGUCUGGGAAAACAGCCACUACGUGCUCUUCAUCCAGGGCCUCUGUCUUUUCUUGCUUGACUCCUUUGACCUGGUGCCACCACGUAAGAUGGCUGACAUUCACAAGGUGUACCUCAGCUCUUUGUUCCUGGCCUACUUGUUCCAGUUUCAGAACUCGACCCUGCUCAGCUCGCCUCUGCUCAGCCUCCUGAUUGGCUCAGUGCUCGCGAGGUACUUCCAGCAAAAGAUGAAGAUGGGACCUCUUGUGGCAAGAGUGAUGAAGCUCUUCCUCCAUUUCCAUCUAGUUUUUACCACAGGGAUCACCUUCAGUUAUCUGGUCAAGAAACUUAUACCUGUAAGUGAGAGUGACUUCAUUCUAAAAUUCCUUGAGGUCAAAUUUGGGCUUAACACAACAACUGACUUCAUCACCAACUUCCUCCAGUGCCAAGAGAAUUUUCAGACACCUGGUCAGGACUUAUUUCUGCGACUGACGCAGGCCUCAGUCCUUCCCUUUUACUUCCUGGUUCUCAUUGUCUGCUUGGUGUCCACCCUACAGACCAUUUACAGAAGACUCAGUGGCCAGCCAAUGAAAACCAACCUCAGACUUGAAGAUGGAAGAAUAGGAGAGCAGCCAGAGGUCAUUUAUCAUGUUUUCCACACGUUGCUUUUUGGAGGCCUGGCUCUGCUAUUUGAUGGGAUGAAAUAUUUAUGGACCCCGUACGUCUGCAUGUUUACAGCGUUUGGUGUGUGUUCUCCUGACCUCUGGAUGACUGUGUUUAAGUGGCUCAAACUGAAGUCCAUCCACCCUGUAGUACUGUCUCUGAUCCUGAGCACAGCGGUUCCCACUAUCAUCGGUUUCAGUUUGUGGAGAGAGUACUGCCCUCGUGUCUUAGCAGAGUUGUCUGAUCUGCAGGAGUUUUACGAUCCAGAUACAGUGGAGCUUAUCAGCUGGAUCAAGUCACAGGCUCCGGUGGCGGCUGUCUUUGCAGGCAGCCCUCAGCUUUUGGGAACGGUGAAGUUGUGUUCAGGUUCAGCUGUAACCAGUUUACCGCUUUACUCAGACAUUAACCUGCUGAGGAGGACUGAAGAUACUUACCAGGUGUAUGCAAUGAGAUCUGCAGAGGACAUCUACAAGAUACUGACCUCUCAGAAGACUAACUAUGUGAUCAUUGAGGAGUCGAUUUGUAACGAGCUUAGUCUUAAUAAAGGCUGUAGGAUCAAAGAUCUGCUCGACAUCUCCAAUGGACAUGUUGUUUAUGACAAAGGAGAGAUUUACUCUUUCUCCAAGCAUGGAAGAUUCUGCCAGGAGAUAAAGAUGAACUACUCACCCUACACAAACUACUUCACUCGAGUUUUUUGGAACCGCUCAUUUCAUGUGUACAAAGUGAACUCUGUCAUAUCCUUUCAGUACUGACAGCAACUCCAGCCACACUGAGCCUGGCUCUGCCCUUCUCCAGUGUUUCACAUCAUAUCCACAAUGUUACACAGAAGAUUCUGAAAAGAAGUCUAAUCACUGGUACCUUCCACAUCAUGGUGUAGAUGGUAAAGCUGAAAAUUCAACUGGGAUCAGCUGAGCACAUUGUACUGCUUUUGGCCUGUUUACUUAUAAUCAACAUAAAAUGGCCCUGUUUAGGUUGAAAUAUGCCAUAAUAAUCACUGUACUGUUGUUUUAUAAGCCAUGUGUUAAUGUUAUUUUGAUGUAUUUAAUGAAGGGAGAGGUUGAUAUGUGAACUCCAUGUGCUCACUUGGCACAGAUGCAGAGAGCAGCUGCUCUGACUUUUUUUGGGGGCUCUGCAAAAGGCAAUGGUGUAUGAUCUCUGCUGUUAAAAAGGACACCCACCUCAGUUAAGAGUUAGUAAAUAUGAUUCUCUGGGUCUUUCAUUAGUCGUUGAAUAUAUUUGAAGCUCAUGAGCACACCAGCAGCACUGGAAGAUAAAGAGCCUGUGAUACCAGACAUGAAAUGUAGAGUUGCUUUAAACACCAUGAAUGAAUAUUUGUAGACAGGCUAGUAUUAAAGUGUCACAUGUGCUCUGCCUUUCCCAUUUCAUUUUUUGUUUCAGAGUCACUCUGUUUUAUAUCCAAAUAUCAACUGAACAGCCUAGGACAGUAUAAACAACAUCUGUGGACUUUGUCUCAGCCUAUAAUGGUAGUGCAGGCUGGAUGUGAAGCUGCUCACCUCUGUAGCUUUGUGUUUACCAUUCUCUUCAUCUGGAGGCCUUAUUUUGAGAUGUUUGAAUUGACUGACAUCUCUUAUGGAUCACACCCUCAGCUGUAUCCGAGACUGACAGGUCCCCAUCCUCUGGUUCUUACGUCAAGUAUUUGGUGGUAAAUUCCUUCUGGUGCUAUCGUUCAAUUCUCACCAAUAACUGCUCCUCUGCAAAAGGCCAUGUAGUGAAUGUUAGGUUUUAUUGAAUUAUGUAAAAUAAAGGCGUGUAUACAGUG
This is a messenger RNA of Epinephelus moara (kelp grouper), 3624 nucleotides long. RefSeq names its product probable C-mannosyltransferase DPY19L4. NCBI's taxonomy places the organism in Eukaryota, Metazoa, Chordata, Actinopteri, Perciformes, Serranidae. The transcript has 19 exons. Bases 281 to 2596 code for a protein of 771 amino acids. The record is from RefSeq and is a predicted model, not a curated record. Gene Ontology annotation, molecular function: mannosyltransferase activity. Gene Ontology annotation, cellular component: nuclear inner membrane.